AUUUCGUCACAGCAGUGCUCGGGGUGUUUGCGAAAAUCAAUAGCGAUGUCUACCCUCCAUAGACUGUGCAAGGAUUAGCCAAGAAGCAGCAGAAGAAAACUUUCCAAAUCGCGUGAAAACAAAAAUAUAAACACAUGAUGUCCAUCUUGGAGGCGACUGCCGAGUUGCCCUUCAACUGGACGGGGUGCACGGGGUGUGUGGUGGACGCGCCACCCCCUGACACAAUCCUGCAAAUCCCGCCGCCGCCACUGCCCAGUUUCCUGCAGCUGGCGCCGUUGCUGCUCGAGCAAGGCGGAAAUCUGAGCAACAGCCUCUACCUGGAGGAGCAGGAGGACCACUUCGUGCCGCCCUGCAACCCGCACUGCGACUGGUCAAACACCCCUGGGGUCGAGUACGUCGAACUCUCGCGCAAGGGCACCGUCAGCCUCGACGACACCUGGUUCCUCAUCGUCGUCGGCUCCAGUGUCGCCGUCCUGCUGCUCGGCGCCCUGCUCGCCUUUGCACUGCUCAAGUGCAAACAUCAGCGCAGUAGGAAAAACCAGAUGGAGGCUUCGCGUGCGGCCGCGGCGGCCAAACUGCGUCCGAUGAAGAGCGGCCACUGCUGCGGCCAGCCGAACGACCCGCACGCCCUGUGGGCCGCGCUCACCACCAAGGGCACCACGGCCCACUACGCGGUGCCCCCAGACCACCGGCUGCACCACGGCGUCGACUUCUGCAGGCCGUCGGCGCCCGCCUUCGGCUACUACGGCGCCCUCGACCCGCGCUUCCCUCCGACCAGCACCAACAAGAGCGAGCCCGGAACGCCCGAAUCACAAAUCUACGCAGAGAUUCCCGACAUUAAGCUGGGCAAACUGUCAAGCUUCGACAACACCGCUUUUGAAGACUACGCCUACGAGGACAUGCCAUCCGAGUCCUUUCCUCUGGCCGAAGUUUCCUUUUCCCGGCAGAGCACCCUGAGCCGCUUCGGCACCGCCAGACCCAUGGUUUCGCCCCCGACACGGAUCGACGCCCCCAAUCUUCCCCCGCUGAACCAAAUGAGGCAACGAAACCCUUUGCACAUUUAAUUACAUAAUUUUUUUCAUUUACAUUUUCAUUACAAGCCUUUCCGAUGCAUUUAUUUUACUUCGGGCGUAAAACUACGCACGUUUUUUUAUUCUGACUGAAGCUUGUAACGAUCUUGUGGUGAUCAAAAUAGAGAAAGCGUGUUUUAAUUAUAAAUAAUUUAACACGCGAAACAAAAUUAAUAAUAAUUAGUCUUUGUUAAUUUUAAGGCUUUUUGCUUGAAGUUAUCCAGGGUAAUUUUGGAGCAAUAUAUUGGCCAAUGGAACUCGCAAUGUGAAAAAUUUACAUAAUUAUAUAUCUAGUCAUGCUAAAUAUUAUUAUGUCAGUAAAUAAUAUACCAUAAAUGUGUACUAAAAUCACAAGUGAAUGUUUUCUAGAAAAAUUUCACUGACGCACACUCAAAAUUCGCCCUGUAAGAUUUCCGUUUUCCGAUUAAGCCACACUCGGAGAAGAAGAAGAAUGAAAGCAAUUAUCAAUUAUAUUGUAUUUGACUCACCUGCGUUGAAUUAGUUGUCGUGGAGGCCGAAAAGAUUGUGUCAAAUUCCUUUACUGCCGUUGAAGCCACUUCCGCCGGCUGCUGUCGGUCGACAUGUGGCCGCUUUCGGACCGAAUUUCGAUCCGCAGGAACACUUGAUGCACUAUUUACAUUAUCAGCCAUUGCUGAAAUCCAAAUUUGGCGAGCUGGAUAGGUUUUUUCAGUGCAAACACGAGAAAUAGCGACGAAGUUGCCAAUCAACGCGAAUUUGCAUGAAUCUGCUGGGGAAUUUUCUGGAUAAAUAAACAAAAAAAAGUAUUCCUUGCAGCACCAGCGGUGCCACCUGGCGGUGGGAAACGGAAGCAAACAAUGGGACUUCAAUUUUGUUAGAAAAAAUGUGUUUAUUUAGUGAAUUUAAUUUAUUGAAAAUAAAUCACAGCUCUGCAAUUCGAAAAUAAUAAUCACAAAUAAUGUAAAAAUAGCAGCUAAAUAGGCUUUUCAGUUAUAAAUUUUAUGCUCUCUCCAAGUUGAACCUGCUCUUUGUCUUUUGAAAUUUUUGCAGAGGGUGAUGAUUUGAUAAAAUUCCCCAUUUUUUAGGGCUUGAAAGUGGAUGAAAUUUGGGCGGUAAUUUAUUUAUUAGAGAGAGCUAAAGGGUUGAGCAAAUUUAAUUCAUGAAUAAGAAUUCACAAAUCCAAUUUUCAGCUCUAGUUAAUAUAGUUAAUUUUUUGUUACUUAUCUUUUUUAAUCUUAUUAUUUAUUUGUCCAAUUCCAAUAAAUUAUUUAAAUUGAACAUCUAAUUUAAAAAAUGGUGAAUUAUAUGAAUUGAAGCCAAUUAAAUUAUCUUUUAAAUAUUUCAAUAGCUUUUUUUUUUGCUGUCAGGGCAAGACAAAGUCUUGUCGGCCUGUGCACUCUUUAUUUAUGGUGCUGAAAGCACCAUCCAAUUUUUUUAAUAUUAUUUUUUAUAGGAUGAACUUUAUUAAAAUGUUUUUAUUUGUUUACCAACAGCCUACUGAAGGAUCUAACAACAUGCCAAUUUUUUUUUUUCAAA
This is a messenger RNA of Neocloeon triangulifer, 2585 nucleotides long. RefSeq lists its product as uncharacterized. The record is from RefSeq and is a predicted model, not a curated record. Lineage: Eukaryota; Metazoa; Arthropoda; Insecta; Ephemeroptera; Baetidae. The coding region runs from base 135 to 1064 and encodes 309 amino acids. The transcript has 4 exons.